This is a messenger RNA of Thrips palmi, 1150 nucleotides long. RefSeq lists its product as uncharacterized. NCBI's taxonomy places the organism in Eukaryota, Metazoa, Arthropoda, Insecta, Thysanoptera, Thripidae. The record is from RefSeq and is a predicted model, not a curated record. Bases 48 to 659 code for a protein of 203 amino acids. The transcript has 4 exons.
GCGGCGGCUUGCAGGACUUACUUACACUAUGGACAGCCCGCUGGAACAUGCCUCGACUCGUCAAUGCCAUCCUACUCGUUGCGCUCUCAUUGCUUCUUUCGUCUCGUUCGGGAUUCAAUGAUGUGUGUGCGUCAAGGCAGAAACCCCAAUCUCGGAUCAUAUUCCAGCUUUUGUCUGUAGACAACUGCUCGGGCAAACCCGGUCACUUUGAAAUAAAGAACUCAUCGGCUGUCAGAACGAGCAAGGGAGACAAUUUAAUCAACUGUGCAAUGGAAAAUUAUGGAGAAGCCAAGCUUUUAUCGCGGUUGGACAUCAGCAUUACGGCCUGCCGAGACGGCAUCUCUCACAACACGUGCGAGAGUUUUAGUGCGUGGAAGUUCCCAGCGGGCGUGUGCACUCUGGCAACGUCAGACAACACCCCAUGGGCAUCGGUCAUCAAGGCGAUUCGGCCUCCAUUCCGAUGUCCCUUUAAGGCAGGAAAAUACACUCUAGCAAAUGGCACGGUUAACGUAGAUGCGAUUAUCAGGAUUGCGGGAAGCCAGAUAGAUUUGCUCAUGAACAGAAUAUGGGUGCCUGAACUACGAGUGUACAACGAGAAACAAGAUUUGCACAUUUGUUUCAAAGUCAGCUGUUCCUUCGCCCGUUCCAGGAUUCAAUGAGAUUCAUGGCAUCACCCUAACAGUGUUCCGGAUAAGGUUUAAGACAAGACCGCCCACGCCCACCCGAUCCGGAGCACUUUCAGCUGAUUCUCCGCUACACUAAAUGUGCACUUUUAAGCUCAUCCGGCGGUGAUACGUACAAUAUAGUAUCCGCCAGGUGGGACGAAUUGUCUGGUGAGAGUCCAAUUGGCAUCGGUCGUCGGACAAAAUGUGUCGCCAGGCGAGCUCAAAAUUGUAUCACCGUCGGAUGUGCUUAAAAUUGCAUCAUCCAUAGGACAAAAAAAAAGUAUCAUAACAUAAAGCGUGUAGUUUCUGCCAAGACGCAAGCUGUUGUGUAUAUUACAACUUAAAUGAUUCUGGCAAAGGUUCCAGAGUGCCAAAGUUAAUGCCUGAUUGCUAGUGCUCGACUGCAAUUGCACAACGUGUACAUUUCCGAAAAUUAUACUUAGAUAUCGGUGAUACAGUAUGCUCGUGUUGCGUGCCUUGCCUUC